Molecule: messenger RNA, 1485 nt
Organism: Carica papaya (papaya)
Lineage: Eukaryota; Viridiplantae; Streptophyta; Magnoliopsida; Brassicales; Caricaceae
Source: RefSeq, a predicted model, not a curated record
AAUCCCCAUUGCCACUAUCUCUCUCUCUCUCUCUCUCUCUCUCUCUCUCUCUCCCUCCUUCCCUCCCUCCAGCUCGCCCUCUCCUCUAACCAGCGUCCUUUUUCUCUAUAAAAAGUCUUGCUUUAACUUUAAAUAUUGAAGCCUACACAUCAAGUUUACAGCAUCAUACAGAGUGUGAAGCUAGCUUGCUUAUAUUAUUCUCUCUUUUAUUGACUCUUGAAGUUACUCCUUGGAACAACAAUCCAUCUCCUUCUGUUACUCCCCCUAUUUAUUGCUUCUUCUUCUCACAUUGGCUGUUUUUCUUCAACUAAACGAAGCAUGGCGGAGAAAGAGGAGCCGGAUUUCUCUUCUCAGUUACUACCCUCUGUUUCUCAGGUGGUCGAGGAGCUGAAAGAGCUAUGGAGCAUGGCUUUGCCCGUAACGGCCAUGAACUGCCUGGUUUAUAUCAGAGCAGUGGUGUCCGUACUAUUUCUGGGCAGACUGGGAAGCUUGGAACUAGCCGGCGGGGCGCUCUCCAUAGGCUUCACCAACAUCACGGGCUACUCUGUUUUGGUGGGUCUGGCGUCGGGACUGGAGCCAAUAUGUAAUAUGGAAAAUCUAUGUGACAUUAUGUCUCAAUGGCUAUUAUAUUUGAAACUACUAAUAAAAACCAGUUUAAUUUCCUUUUUAACUUUUAAAAGAAUAUUUUGUAUUUUUUAUAUAAUUUUUUUCCAGGUGGGUAAUGAACUGGGAGCCGGGAAGCCAGAAGCGAAGCUGGCGGCCACAGUGGCACUUGCCUGCGCUUUCCUAAUUGGCGUUAUCAACGUAAUAUGGACGGCGGCGCUGAGCGAGAGGUGGGCCAAUUUGUUCACAAACGAUCACUUAGUCACCACUCUAGUGGCCUCGGUCAUGCCCCUCAUAGGUAUCUGCGAGCUCGGCAACUGCCCGCAAACCACCGGGUGCGGCAUUCUACGCGGCACAGCCAGGCCAGUGGUGGGCGCCCGAGUCAACCUCCUCUCCUUCUACUUGGUAGGCACUCCAGUGGCAGUCGUCCUCGCCUUCUGGCUAAAGGUGGGAUUCAGCGGGUUAUGGUUCGGGCUGUUGUCAGCGCAAGUGGCGUGCGCCGUGUGCGUACUGUACGCGGUGCUGGUGUGUACGGACUGGGAAGCAGAGGCGUUGAAUGCCAGCAAGCUGACGAGCAUGGAGCUGAGCAUGGUGAAGGAGCAGAAAGAGGAAGAGAGCAGAGGGUUGUUGGUAAAUGGGAAUGGUAGUUAUAAUGAUGAUAGAUUAAUGGAUGAUGUGUUGUAGAUAUUUAGGGUUGAUUAAUGGAGGAUGAGGAAGAUGAAGAUGAAGAUGAAGAUGGGGUUGUUAAUUUCAUGUUGUUGUUUUUUGUUGCAAUGGUGUUGUGUGUUUGUGUUGUCUGGUGGGGGGCAGGCUGGUGGUUUUGAUGCCAUAGGAAGGUGUUAAAAAUAUUUUAACAAAGAAUGGCCUACAUUUAAUUUGCUA